Molecule: messenger RNA, 6083 nt
Organism: Oncorhynchus nerka (sockeye salmon)
Lineage: Eukaryota; Metazoa; Chordata; Actinopteri; Salmoniformes; Salmonidae
Product: collagen alpha-1(XXV) chain
Exons: 34
Coding region: 306-1859 (517 amino acids)
Source: RefSeq, a predicted model, not a curated record
GAGCCGACCCACCGAUAAAGGGUCAAGAAAACCCAGGAAGAGGGAGAGAGAGUGCUGGAAGGAUCUAUGAACAAUAGAGAAAGAGACAAUAGAGAUUGGCUGGAUUUAUCGUGUAUGAACUGGAUUGUUUUGUACUUACCUGUUGGUGUUUGGACCUGGACCUACCGAGAACCCGAUUCGUGUACUGAACCCUGCUAUCCUUGACCUCGCCUACGGCCUGGGUGGACCAGGAUGGAGAAACAAACACACAGGGUCCUCCUGGUCUUCAGGGUGACAAGGGGGAUCAAGGCGACCAAGGACCGCGGAUGGUCUUCCCUAAGAUCAAUCAUGGCUUUCUUUCUGCUGACCAGCAGCUCAUAAAGCGGCGGCUUAUUAAGGGAGAUCAGGGUUCGGCAGGUCCACCAGGGCCUCCUGGACCCCCAGGUCCCCCUGGCCCCCGAGGGCCACCAGGGGACACAGGCAAGGAUGGGCCCCGGGGAGUGCCAGGUCUGCCGGGAGAUCCUGGGACCCCAGGAGAGCUAGGACUAAUGGGACCUGAGGGGCCACCAGGACAAAAGGGUUCCCUCGGGCCUCCUGGCAUCCCAGGUGUUGAUGGGCUAAAGGGUGAAAUGGGAGAGCGAGGUGAAAAGGGUGACAUGGGAGAAGAUGGGCAAAAAGGUGAAGUCGGGGAGAAGGGUGAUGCAGGCUCCUCUGCUGCAGGCAUUAAGGGUGAACCAGGAGAGUCAGGACGUGGGGGAUCAAAGGGAGAGCCAGGACUUCCAGGGCUGCCUGGACUUCCCGGGAUUAAGGGUGAGCCUGGAUUCCUAGGACCUCAGGGAGAACCAGGGCUCCCAGGACUACCGGGAACCAAGGGCGAGCGAGGGGAACUUGGCCCACCAGGCAAGGGAGAGCGGGGCGAGCCUGGACAGGCCGGUCAAAAGGGGGGGCCAGGAGAGGCAGGGAACCCAGGCCCUAGAGGUUCAAAGGGAGAGACAGGAGACAAGGGAGACCUGGGCUCUAUGGGACCAUGGGGACCCCCUGGGCAGAAAGGUGACCAAGGAGCCACUGAAAUCAUUGAUUACAACGGGAACAUCCAAGAAGCUUUACAGAAGAUUACCACUAUUACAGUGACGGGUCCCCCUGGGCCUCCUGGACUAUCAGGACCAGCGGGAAUCAAGGGAGAUCAAGGCAUGCCUGGCCUCCCUGGACUGGACGGUGAAAGGGGUUUCAAAGGUUCCAAAGGAGACAUGGGAAUCCCUGGCACAUCUGGAGAUAAAGGAACUGUUGGGUUACCUGGUUUACCAGGUGUCAAUGGAUUGAAAGGAGAUAAGGGUGAUUCUGGUCUGCCUGGUCCCGAAGGGCCCUCAAUUAUUGGCCAACCUGGAGCACCUGGGCCCCAUGGCUCCCCAGGCCCCAUGGGACCCCAUGGCUUUCCUGGACCAAAGGGGGAGGCUGGGAAUCAUGGUCUGAAGGGAGUACGCGGGGAGUCAGGGCACAAGGGAGACAGAGGACCCCUGGGUCUCCCCGGAGCCUCCGGCUUGGACAGCAAGCCUGGAAUUAGGGGUAUGGACGGGCCUGUUGGUUCCUCCGGUCCAGCCGGGCCAAAGGGGGACAGAGGUGAGAGAGGAGCUGCAGGUGAACUCGGGCCAAGGGGACCUUAUGGACUUCCUGGAGCGGCUGGAACACCUGGCCUUGAUGGGUUGCCAGGCUUAAGGGGAGAGAAAGGCGACCCGGGGGAAAGAGGAGAAAAGGGGGAGAAGGGAAAGAAGGGGAAAAAAGGGCCUAAGGGGGAGAAAGGAGAACAGGGUGCCCCUGGAUUAGAUGCACCCUGCCCAUUGGGCCCAGACGGACUACCAAUGCCUGGUUGUUGGCAAAAGUGAUCAAUCUAACCCGAAAGCAUGGUUUGUAAAAAAAAAUAAAACAAAUAAAUGUUGUUGGGGUAUUUAUAAUUAUUUUUAAUGGAAAAUAUAAAAUAAAGAAUUCUAUGUGUACAAUGAAAAAGAGCAAAGGUCCAUCACUCCUAGCUGCUUCUACUCACCUCGCUCUGUGUCACUCUCACAUCCGCAUCUUGGAGUCCAGAUCUUUGGCAAUCGGCAGAACUUGCACACACACAAUGAUGUUUAGUCCCAGUCCUUGCAUGACCAGCGUGCUCGGGCACAGAUUGGAACGUCAUGGCUAAUUCGGAUUCAAGGGGAGUAAGGAGGUUGUGACAACAGAGGAUGAGGAGAAGGAGGCGUUGGAGGGAUCUGAACUGGCUCUUAACAGCUCUAGCUCUCACCAUCCAUUGAUGCCAUACUACUAGCUUAAAAGAUUCCAUCCCAACAAAACACCCUCCACACGCCCCAAAAGCAUGAUGACUGUCCUAAACUAUAUUUAUAUGUAUUAAUAUACAUAUUUCAUUGAUGUGGUCGAAUUGUAUGGCUUCAGCAAAACACUAUCUGGCUGUCAAUCUUACCUACUCAAAAAAGAAAGCUCAACAUUUUUGGUUUUAUUUGUUCCUUUUUCUUUUAAUGUUCCAAAGGGAGUCACGCCUUGGCUGGUGGCUUGAAAAGAAUUGUUCCCCAGGAAGUAAAGUUGGGUUGAUUUUCUUUAUUGUGGUGAGAUCUGCAAUGGGUCAAUAGAUGCAGGUCUUCACAGAUGCACUUGUCUUGAGUCCCAGGGCCCUUUCCCUGUCAACGGCCACUUGUUAUUGAACUUGGAGAAGAGAAUUAGAGCUCAAUGCACUGUGCACAGCCAAUCGGAAAUGAGCUAGGCUGACAAGGACUUCGGAUUGAACAGACUUGUUUGGGAUCCCUUGGAGUAGGGGAGACAGUGGGCCUCGGCAGAGAGAUUACAAUCAUCUCUCCUGCCAAUCAAGGAGUGCCUGCCUGUAACAAUGUUACAGUCACAACACUACAAGGUCAAGAGGGUCAAUGGAAUUCUGCCUUUUUAGUUGAAGUUUGUUUUUCUACUUACUUAAAAAAAAAGUUUUAUGUAUAAUAGCCUUUGGUGCCUCAAGCUUUUGUUCAUUCCUUUCCUUUUUAACCUGCUUUGAGUAAUUGGAAUGGUGUUUAUUGCGGAAUGGCAACCUCUUGUAAAUUGUUGAAGUAUAAAAGCACCUAUUUUGCGCACUGUUAGUAUGUAUUAAACGUUGAUAUUACUGGGUGUUAAUAAUAUGGCAUGUACAUUAUGUAUUCAAAUGAACAUAAGCUUCUGUGUAACAGAAAGGGAAUUUCAGUUGGUAGCAAAGAUGAUUACACAGCAUCAGCUUUUACACUGAUUUGCAAACACCAAGUUUUAUAAUAUUAUAAUAACACUUGUUCAUUGCUGGCCAUUAAGUGUAAAAUACAGUCGGUGAGUUACAAUGUGCUUCACUGCAAGUUUAUUGUAUCUUUACAUUUAAAUGCAGUGUUUAUUUUCAGCAAUAUGUGUGCAACAAUAAGAUUUUUGAACAUUAUGACCUGGUAAUUCAGUAUGGUACAUUUGCAGGUAAUAAUGCCUUUCGGAAAAAUGUAUCAUUUUUUACUAGAUAAUUAUUGUUUUUUCCAAAUGUCAAACGGCAGUUUGCCUCAACUGGAUCAUGUCUCUACCACAUGCAGCAUUCUUCCUUUUCUCUCUCUCUAUAUAUAUAUAUUUUUUUUACACAAUGUAAAUGGUGUAUUACAUGGACAGGCUCAAUAGGUAACACAUUUCAGUUGAAUGGCCCUGCUUCCAUUUGUAACCCAUAAUUGUAUUCAUUGCCAUUUACAUCACAUUCCAUAGCAAUUUGGAAAGAAAAUUUGGAACAGUUAUUGUAUGAUUAGGAAUCAAUUAGUACAAUAUGUGCCGGUUUCCCAGACACAGAUUAAGCCUACUCCUGGACUAAAAAGCAUUUUCGAUGGAGAAUCUCUAUUGAGCAUACUUUUUAGUCCAGGACUAGGCUUAAUCUGUGUCCGGCAAACUGACCCUCUAGCCCCAUUUAUACCUGGUUCUAACUUGCGUCCUUUGUCCUGAUCUUGUCCACAUUCUGAUUGUGCCCACAUUUUUUAAUAGGUGUAGAUAAUCAAAAUCGUGAUCCAUUGUGAUCAGAUCAUCCUGCCAACCUCUGGAGGCGUUGUGUCUGGAUAUCUUACAAGUGUAGACAGAUCUGUACAGAGAGACCAUUUAAAUUGUACAUUUUCCUGUAAAAUCAUUGACCGGUGGCACCAUUGAUUGAUUACAUCAAUAUGUGUCUUACAAUAAAUAAAUACAUAUUAUUUUUAAAGAAUAACUGUGAAACAAUUUUCAUAAAGGAAGGGGCCAGGAAAUCUGGUCACAAUGCAGGCACAGUGGACGGAUAACAGACACAUUUUAAUACAAUGUGUAGACACAUUUCUGAAAUGUGGGCACAAUCAGAACGUAGACAAGAUCAGGACAAAGGACCCAUGUUAUUAGCACAAUGUAUAAAUGGGGCUUAUAUGUAAUAUCGGCACAUGUCCACUCUAUAAAAGUUAUAUUUUUGUUGUUUUUGUGACAAGUUUGACCACUCCACCCCAACUGUACAGGGUUAUCAGCUAUGUCACAAAGUAAAUAGUAUGCGUGUGAACAGUAGGUCAUCUGUUACAGUGUGGUGUCAUUAUGGUGCUAUCAUCUUGUUAGAAAAAUCUCUAAAGAGUAUUACCUAUCCAUGACAACCAUAAGACAACAGAGGUUUCUUUAUAAUUUUUCAUGUAACAGUUUAAAACAUUUUGUGCAUAUACUUUUUAUAUUUGUCUCACUAUUUUAAGUGUUACAUUAUUUAUUUUUGUAUUUUUCUUAAAGAAGGCAUUUUGGUUUUUAACAGGCAUUCCUUAUAAAAUGGGGGUAUCUUUUGAAGGUCCUGAUACUGUUUUUUUCAGCUUUUGUCUAUUAUAGUGGUGCAUUGUCAUUGAGAUUUCACACAAGUACAUUAGAUGUGAAGGAAGUUUGUUGUCAUUAUCAUCAAAUUGAUGUAUUGGUCAGGUAUUUACAAUGCUAGUUCACUCAAUUUUGCAGGCCUUACCUUGGCAUGCAAUUGUAUUCAUAAAACAAGAAAGUGUUGAUGGGCUUGGCUAAAAUGUCGUCUGUCCCUGACAAGCAGCAUAAAUAUGAUAAUAUUGUUCUUUCUCUAUUUCUCUCUUUGCAUUGAAUGUAGUUUGAAUGUAGUAUGUAUAGUGAAUUAUAAAUGUGGAGUUUAAUAUCUGCUUAUUUGACAAAAGUGCAAUUUAUACUUUGGUUGAUAUGUGCAGCAUCAGAAUGCAGAUUAAUAACAGUUACAGACAUUUAUUACCAGGACAAUAUGUUAGUCAAUUUGUUUCCCAUGAAAAGUACCACUUCACUGGCUUAGAAAAAAAUACAAAUGUUUUGAUUGACAAGUUACAUUUUUAGUUACAAACUUGUAAAUAUAGACUUUCUUGUUAUCCAUAUUUUUAAGGCUUGAUUUGAAUUGAUUUAUUGUAGCCUCAAUUGCUGUCCACAAAUCAUUUGCUCUUAAGUUGUUAGUAGCGUGAUAGAAAACAUAUAAUUUGUCUAUGAUUUGGUCUGUCUUUUACUUAGAAUCUUCGUAAGAUUUUGUACUACGAUGGUGCUGUGUCUUCAGUUACCCUACAGCUGAUUCUUCUUUGUAUCUUUGUCCAAUUAUAUAUUAUGAAGUUACACACAUUUAAAGGCUGGUAGUGGAUGGUCCCCACAUAGUUGAUACACACUUCUUUAACCCACCAAGUACCAGGCACCCACUUUUCAACACCACUUUUUUAUUUAUUUAGUGGCAAAUUUACCAGAGCCCUUUUUUCUGACAUAUAUACUGACAUUUCUUUUAACAUCCUCCUUACACUAUAGCCUAUUUCCCUCAGUGCAGUAAUGCAACCUAAUAGAAGCUGGAAAAGUAAAGAUAUAACUUCAAUUGAACAUAGUCUAAGUAUUCUAAAACGUAAAUGCAAUAGCUAAGUCCAUCUCACAGCUUUUGAAUAACUUACAUUUCAUUUCUGUUAUGUUUUUUUUCCUAUUCUGCAUUUGUAUCACUCAUUUUUUACAAGUUUGUAAAUGAAUACAAUUUGCUUUCAGAUUAUAGAUACUUCUGCACGCAUUAUUUCAAAACCAUUUCAUAUGACUGUACUGUUGGAGCCAAAUAAAUGCAGUCUUUCAAAUAA